Varroa destructor (honeybee mite) is the source of this 5559-nucleotide messenger RNA. It is a transcript of the gene brm, whose product is annotated as ATP-dependent helicase brm. NCBI's taxonomy places the organism in Eukaryota, Metazoa, Arthropoda, Arachnida, Mesostigmata, Varroidae. Gene Ontology annotation, biological process: regulation of DNA-templated transcription. Gene Ontology annotation, cellular component: nucleus. Gene Ontology annotation, molecular function: ATP binding; histone binding. The record is from RefSeq and is a predicted model, not a curated record.
ACUCUAUUUUCAUUAAUCACACAAGAUGGCAUCAGUGAAUUUUUGUGUCUGUUUGCUUGUCUGAGAUAGUUUGAAAGAUUUGGUGUGUUGCUUGUGUGGGGUCUUUGGGUUGUUGUCUGGCGGGUUUCUCGAUGUUUACACCAGCGGCCAUAUUGUGUUUUGUCGGCUUGAGGAAGCCUUCAUGAAAUUGUGAAAAUUUGUAUAGUUUUCUUCAUGCAAAUACUACAACUGUAUAUUAUAGUGUGAUCUGCGCUAGGUUAGGUUAGUAUAUCAGUGACGUGAAUGGACUAUUAAAGUUUAUUUGCGAAGACGUUGUGUGUGUGGAAAUAUAAUGGACACCGACAGGAAAACGACUUGUGUGGUGGGAACAGGGUGCUAGCUUGGCUUUGCAUGGGUUACUCUAAACGAGAUUCGACGUAAUUCAGAGUUAUCGAUUCUAUAGCCGUGAAUACUCUAAGCUGAUCUCAUUUUUACUAGAGAGCUGGAACAUUAUAUGACUGCGUGGACGGGACUGCUGUAAGAGCGCAUUCUGAAGUACUGAAACUGCAAAGAUUAAGUAGAAUUGUUGUCGUUUAGUUCUCACUGAGUAAUCCCAUAUAAGUCGAACAUAUAUCAGUGACAGAUUUGGUCCUUGUUUAGCGCACUAAACACUUCUUCGAGAAAAUCAUACCUUUGUGAGAAGUAUAAUGACACAACUGCAACUAGUGAAUACGUUUGCAUAAUUGUUAAAUUAAUGUAUUCGAUAUACAUAUAUAAAGUGGAGCCUACGGAACCCUCUAGAUUUAGAUGAAUUUCUGUACAGUGCUCUGCUAGAAAACGGAACACUAGAGCUGAUUCUACAAUUGUGUAUAAAGCAGUUAUUUCCUAUUAUUCUAGCGUCAUAUUACAAAAACCACGUAUGUGUUACAUGCCCUAGCAAAAAUGAUUUUAAGGAAUAUUUUUUCAGCGUACUAUGGUUGAUAAUUCGAUGAGGUGUUUGGUUGUCGAGACCAACAUAAGAAGUUCUCCCGAAGUUCUACGUGCUUGAUGUAAGAAGUAACAAAGCCUGGUGCCAUUGCAACGAGUGCGAUGUCGGGGACAGCAGUGUCUCCAGCACCAGAGCUGAGUUCCGGCUCAGCCUUGGGGGCCCCUGGAAUGACCAUACCACAUUCGCCUAGUCAUGGCUCAUCGGCGCCAUCUCAUCAUCCAAACCAUCCUGGUGCCCAUGUAUACGCUUCCAGUCCCAUGGGCCACGAUCCGAUGGAUAGAGAGCGGAAUGGCGCUCCAGAAGCGCGUGAGGAUGGCAAACAGCCCAUGUCAGCCUUUAAUCAAAUUCAGCAAAAUCAGCUAAGAGCACAAAUUCAAGUGUACCGACUUCUAGCCCGUAACCAGCCUAUACCCGAUCAAUUGAGUCAACAGGCUUUGAGACCAGCAGGACCUACACCAGGACCUCCCAAGCCUCCAGCUCCAAAGCAAAAUCGAAUAACGCCGCUUGCCAAACCACAAGGGCUCGAUCCUCUCGAGCUUCUUAAGGAACGCGAAAACCGCAUUACCCAGCGUAUCGCUUAUAGGAUACAAGAGUUAUCACGUCUCCCGGCUGCUAGCCUAUCUGAAAAAUUGAAAAUAAAAGCUCUUACAGAGUUGCGGGCAUUGCGCCUGCUAAAUUUCCAGAGACAGCUGCGCACCGAAGUGGUAGCCUGCAUGCGCAAGGAUACCACAUUAGAGACAGCACUAAAUCCUAAGCUGUACAAGCGCACAAAGCGGCAAGGUUUGAGAGAGGCACGAAUUACCGAAAAACUGGAGAAACAACAAAAACUCGAGCAGGAAAAGCGCCGCCGUCAGAAACAUCAAGAGUACCUUACAGCUGUCCUGCAGCAUGCGAAAGACUUCAAAGAGUUCCACAAAAAUGUCGUCCAGCAAAAAAUAUCGAAAAUUAACAAGGCGGUUAUUACGUAUCAUCAGAACACUGAACGUGAGCAGAAGAAAGCUCAGGAGCGUCUGGAAAAGGAGCGUAUGAUCAGGCUGAUGGCUGAAGAUGAGGAAGGUUACCGAAAGCUUAUCGAUCAGAAGAAAGAUAAGCGUCUUGCAUUCCUACUUUCCCAAACAGAUGAAUAUAUCAACAACCUAACGAAAAUGGUCGUGCAACACAAAAAGGAGUUGAAGAAACUCAAAAAGACAAAGAAGCCUAAGGCUGACGGUGAUGCGAAUAGAGAAGAGGGUGAAGUGCGUGUGCGCGUAAUUGAAACCGCCACUGGAACUGAGUUAAGUGGAGUGGAAGCACCACUAGCCUCCGAAUUGGAUCAGUGGCUCGAGUCGCAUCCAGGUUGGGAGGCAGCCCCGCGUGACGCUGAGACAGAUGAUUCAAGCGAUGAAGAGGAGUCACCACCUGCUCCAGGAGCUCCGACCGCGACGGACACCGCCGUUGAAACACCCCCAUUACCACAGGGAGUAGCCAAAGACGACGACGAGUACGAAAAGAACACGGCGGCUCAAAUUCAAAACUAUUACAAUAUUGCGCAUGCUAUCCGUGAGACGGUGACCGAACAAUCGUCAUUGCUGGUAUUCGGUCGUCUCAAAGAAUAUCAGAUAAAAGGUCUUGAAUGGCUAGUAUCAUUGUAUAACAACAAUCUUAACGGUAUUCUGGCUGACGAGAUGGGUUUGGGUAAGACCAUUCAAACGAUUUCUAUGAUUACCUAUUUAAUGGAAAAAAAGAAAGUAAAUGGACCUUAUCUCGUAAUUGUGCCCUUAUCCACACUUUCCAAUUGGAUUCUUGAAUUCGAUCGCUGGGCCCCUAGUGUCGUCAAGGUAGCGUACAAAGGGUCACCCAACCUGCGUCGUUCCCUCCAGAGUCAACUGCGAAAUUCCAAGUUCAACGUGUUGUUGACAACGUACGAAUACGUGAUCAAAGACAAGGCUACACUUUCUAAAAUCAAGUGGAAGUACAUGAUCAUUGACGAAGGUCAUAGAAUGAAGAAUCAUCAUUGUAAACUUACGCAGGUGCUCAAUACUCACUACACCGCCCCACACCGUCUUCUUCUAACUGGUACUCCGCUACAGAACAAGCUUCCUGAGCUUUGGGCCCUGCUUAAUUUCCUGUUGCCAUCCAUAUUCAAAUGUUGCAAUACGUUUGAGCAGUGGUUCAACGCACCGUUUGCAACCACUGGUGAAAAAGUCGAAUUGAAUGAGGAAGAAACAAUUCUCAUUAUCCGUCGUUUGCAUAAGGUGUUGCGUCCAUUCUUACUGCGUCGAUUAAAAAAGGAAGUCGAACACCAACUUCCUGACAAAGUCGAAUACGUUGUCAAGUGCGAUAUGUCUGGACUGCAAAGAUUGCUUUAUAAGCACAUGCAAAAGGGUAUCCUGCUAACGGAUGGUUCUGAGAAAGACAAAAAAGGCAAGGGUGGCAUGAAGACACUCAUGAACACAAUCAUGCAGCUUCGAAAGAUCUGCAAUCAUCCGUUCAUGUUCCAGCACAUCGAGGAAGCAUUCGCCGAACAUACCGGAAAUGGCAAUGGUCAACUCGUUGUAGGCCCUGACCUCUACCGCGUGGCAGGGAAGUUUGAAUUACUUGAUCGCAUCCUGCCGAAAUUCCGUGAAACGAACCAUCGAGUGCUUGUAUUCUGUCAAAUGACAUCGUGCAUGACGGUACUCGAGGAUUACUUAAAUUUCCGCGAGUUUGCCUACCUACGACUCGAUGGAACUACAAAAUCCGAAGAUCGAGGUUGCCUAUUAGCCAAGUUCAAUGAUCCUCAGUCUCCCUACUUUAUCUUUCUACUGUCAACUCGUGCUGGAGGCCUUGGACUAAAUCUACAGACGGCUGAUACUGUCAUAAUUUUCGAUUCUGACUGGAAUCCGCAUCAAGAUUUGCAAGCGCAAGAUCGAGCCCACAGAAUCGGUCAGAAGAACGAGGUGCGCGUUCUACGACUAGUAACUGUCAACUCCGUCGAAGAGCGUAUUCUCGCUGCUGCCAAAUACAAACUAAAUCUUGAUGAGAAGGUUAUUCAGGCAGGAAAGUUCGAUCAGAAAUCAACUGGUAGCGAGCGACGUCAGUUCCUGCAGGCCAUUCUGCAAGACGAAAACGAAGAAGAAGAGGAGGAAAACGAGGUGCCCGAUGAUGAAACGAUUAAUCAGAUGAUUGCCCGCUCCGAGGACGAAUUUAAUCUAUUCCAAAAGAUGGAUAUUCAGCGCCGGAGAGAUGAAGCUAAGGCUACUCCCCGUAAACCUCGCCUAAUGGAAGAGGAUGAACUACCCCAGUGGCUAGCCCUCAACGACGAGGAAGUGGAGAAGUUAACGCAUGCUGACGAAGACGAUGAUAAAGUGUUCGGCCGCGGCUCGAGGGCACGUAAGGAAGUCGAUUAUUCCGACGCUCUGACUGAACGACAGUUCCUCAAGGCCAUCGAAGAUGGAGAUGUCGAUGACUUUGAGGACGAGCCCGCGGCCCCCACAACCUCGGGCAGGCCUGGCCGGAAAAAGCGCCGAAAGGUUGGGUCGGACGAUGAAGAAGAACCCGCAUCUGGCCGCAAACGUCAACGUAAAAGCAGAGGUCCUGGAGCGGGCAAGGAUGAUAAAAGCGGUCAGGUAAGCCAGCUCCUAAAAAGGCAAAUGAAAACCAUACUCAACAUGGUAAUCAACUAUGCCGAUGCUGACGGGCGCGUACUUAGCGAAAGCUUUAUGCAGCUGCCCUCGAGAAGGGAUCUUCCCGACUACUACGAGAUCAUCAAAAAGCCCAUUGACCUCAACAAAAUGCUAAAACGCAUUAAGGAUGAGCACUACAAAUCACUAGACGACCUCGAAGAAGACUUUAUGCUGCUGUGCACGAACGCACAGAAAUACAACGUGGACGGCUCGCUGAUCUACGAAGAUUCAAUCGUCAUGCAAUCCGUGUUUACAUCAGCCCGCGAGCGUGCUGAAAAGGCAGAUGAAGACCAGCUUGUAGAAGAUGAUGAAACCGAAGACACCGGACGCGAGAAAAAGGGCCGAGGCAAGGGAGCUAAAACUCCGCGUCGGGAAGCCAUCAAAAAGAAACCUCGCAAAAAGUACAUGGUGGAAAGUGACGAAGAUGAAACCGAAGACAGCGAUUAAAUUCGUGAAAAAAAUAGGAGACGAAAGGCGUUUAGAGAAUUAUUUUAUUGAAUAUACUGGUGAUUGGGCAGUAUCUGCUAUAAUUAAUUGUGAGAUAAUUUGAUCGACACCUACAAAGAACCGAUGGGUGCACAAAAGUAUAUUAUAAAAAAUUAAGUCAAGAAAUGACUAAUAUGUAUCUAAUUGCCAAUGCAUUAUUAUUUAUCUAAAGUUUACGUUGUGGAGCCUUCCAAAAAUUUUGGGAACGCACGAGGUUGGAGUUGUGGUAAAAAAUCCUAAGUGAGUAUGUCAUCAUCUGUGUGCAUACCGCGGCAGAAAUGACAACAGGCUAUAGGCAUUGAGGUUAUCAUGAAGGGUAAUUUGCAUGAAAGGUGACCAGUGUAGAGGAGUGGAAGGACCAUCUGAGGGGAGAAGAAUAUAAAGGCCCAGUUGGAGUACAUGGAGCUGUAUUUUAAUCUUUAAAUAAUAAAAAUAGCUUAUUACUAGAGAAAGUUACAUGAA